Fukomys damarensis (Damara mole-rat) is the source of this 3837-nucleotide messenger RNA. It is a transcript of the gene Adgrf3, whose product is annotated as adhesion G protein-coupled receptor F3. Gene Ontology annotation, molecular function: G protein-coupled receptor activity. Gene Ontology annotation, biological process: cell surface receptor signaling pathway; G protein-coupled receptor signaling pathway. Gene Ontology annotation, cellular component: membrane. Bases 676 to 3660 code for a protein of 994 amino acids. Lineage: Eukaryota; Metazoa; Chordata; Mammalia; Rodentia; Bathyergidae. The transcript is spliced from 15 exons. The record is from RefSeq and is a predicted model, not a curated record.
CGCCUGACUCUCUACAAUAAAGAUCUCCUGUCGGACCUCUGGGUGGUGAGUGACCUGAUUGGGAAGAGGACACUCUAAGGGGGCAUGCGAGACCCCUUUCAAAGACGACCUGGAGGCCACUGUUUUCUCCUCCUUCAUGCUGUAGAGUGUUCUUUUCCUACUAUUACUUGAUUACUUGGCCCAAACGCACUCCUGCCUUUAACAAACUUUGCUACCUUUAAGGAGAAAAAAAAAAGACCAUCUGGAAAUUAUUUUAGUAGUAAUCAGCCCUAAUUGUUGGGUUGUUGCCAUCGUUUCUUUCUCUAAUUUCGGUUCUUUGACCAGUGAUCCAGCUUCCUGGUUAGAUUCCAGAACAAUCCGUCUUCCCCAGAUCUUUGGGAGCGGGACCGAACCUGGCUUAAUAAGAAAUUAUAAGAUUGAUGAAAGUGACACAUCGCUCGCUGCAACCUAUGACCCCUGCAUCCUAUCUCACUCCCUGAGUCCUGGGCCCAGACCCCAGAGGGCGCCCAGACCUAUGGCUUUCCUGAAUCCCCAUUUGACUCAGAGUCCGGGCCCUAGCUCCCGUCUUCCCACCCACGCCAUCUGGGCACUGUCUUGCUAGUUCCUCUGCAAAGAAAUUUGCAUCGUGCGCAGUGGGAGGGCUCUUCAGGCCACUCAGGACAGCUCUGCCGAGCCAUGGUCCGUCCGGCUGCUCCCCGGCUGCUCCUGGCCCUGACUCUCCUGCUGGGGUCUACAGUUGCCCCCACAUCCCAGCCUGUGAGUAAGACCGAGGGGCAGGGGCAGGCUGCAGCGGGACCUGGGCAGCAGUUGGACAGGAGUGGAGCAGGGGAAUCAGUCCUGGUCUCUGUCUUCGUGGAACUGGAACUUUCAGACAAGAUCUGGCCCCUGGCACACUCCAGGGCCCUGGCGCUUCCUCCUGCCUCGGCCACUUCCUGCCCAAGAAAUCUCACGGGGCUCGUGAUCACCACAGACUGUAAUGUCAGCCACACGGGGCACAGCCGCUGCGCCUGCCGCCCCGGGUACCAGUGGAGCGCCCGUCUCUGCUCCAGCAGCACUCCCUGCCCCUCGCACAGCCACAGUGGUCAGCUCUGUGACUGUCGGAUCUUCAGCCAUUCCAUCCCGGGCUACUGCCAGACGCUGCCACCUGUUCCUGGGAACCUGAGCCUGAACUCCCAGCUGCAGAUGCCGGGUAACAUGCUGAACCUGGCUCUGCUCACGACCCAGAACGUCACCAACCCGAAAUGGUUCUUGAGACGCACAGAGAACAGCAAACUCAUCCCCCUGCGGUCGGGGCCGCAGGUGUCGCUGAGCUUUCACCAGGGCCAGGCCAGCCUCAGCAUCAGCCGCCCAUCCCAGCACUGGGCAGGUGAGUACCUCAUCUACUUCGAGGCCCAGGGAUUCGCCUGGAAGCUGCAGCAGGUGGUGAAGGUGCCCUUGCAGAAGGCCGAAGUGGCUCUUUUUCCGGAGGAGCUGUCCAUCUCCUGCACCGCCUCCCCCAGCUUCCAGCUGAGCUGCUGCUUUCCCAGCACAAACCUGGUCUACACUGCUGCCUGGAGCCCCAGGGAGGGCAGCCACGUCUCCUUACUCAACAGGACAGGCUCUCAGUGCCUGCUGCUGGACGUUCAGCGCUGCCCGGAGGCCGACACCACAUACACUUGUGUGCUGGAGAGUCAGGGCCUGGCUCCUCUUAGGCGAUCUGUCGCCGUCGCCGUCAUCCAGGAUGGAGACGACGCCUGCCCUGAGGACUUCUCGGCUGUGGCCUGGAAUGUCACUAAAGCUGGCCACGCGGCACAGGCCCCUUGUCCUGGGAACAAGGCGGGCAUGGUGAAGAGGUUCUGUGGACCUGAUGGGGCCUGGGGGCCCCUCCAGCACAACUGCACGGACAUGGGGAUCCUGGCCUUGUACGAUGAAGCCAGGCUGCUGCAGGCCGGCCAGGGAAAGCCCGACCAAAGGGUGCCACAGAUCCUGGAAAGGCUGCAGGAGCGGGUAGAGGCGGCAAGCUCUCCCUCCGACUUACUGAAGCUACUGAGCACUGUGGAAGUCCUGGCGGAGGUGGUGGCAGAAGACAGAACGACGCUCAAGCCCAGUGCCCUGGAGGAUCUCCUGACAAUCACCGACAAGGUCCUAGACACGAACAUCAGCUCUCUGUGGACCCCGGCCCAGGCCCAGGAGCCCUCGAUGGGCUCAGACUUCCUGCUGGCUGUGGAAACCCUGGCACGCAGCCUGUCCCCAAAGGGCCAGCCCUUCUUCUUCAGCUCCUCCAGUGUGCGGCUGCAGAGUCAGCUCCUGGAACCCCCUCUUGCCGACUACCAAAUCUCCUUCUCCACUCAGCCGCCGCUGCGGGCCCGGAUUCCCAGGUAUUCACUGACCCCAUGGGUCCGUAACGGAACCACUGUCAGUGUUACCAGUCUGGUGCUACAAAACCUGGACCGCCUUCUGCCCUCCAACUACGGGCAAGGGCUGGGGGGCCCCCACUAUGCCACCCCUGGCCUGGUCCUCGUCAUCUCGAUCAUGGCAGGUGGCAAAGCCAUCACCCGAGCAGAGGUCAUCAUGGACUUCGGGCAAACAGAUGGUGCCCUGCACUGCGUCUUCUGGGACCAUAACCUCUUCCAGCAUGCGGGAGGCUGGUCAGAUCGAGGGUGCCAGGCACGGGCAGCCAAUGACGGCCCUGCCACUCAGUGUAUCUGCCAGCACCUCACUGCCUUCUCCACCCUCAUGUCCCACCAUACCGUUCCAGAAGACCCUGUCCUGGAGCUCCUGACUCAGGUGGGCUUGGGCGCCUCCAUACUGGCACUGCUUGUGUGCCUGACCGUGUACAGGCUGGUGUGGAGGGCCGUGGUACGGAACAAAGUUGCCUUCUUCCGACACGCUGCCCUGUUCAACAUGGCGAUCUGCUUGCUGGCUGCCGACACGUGGUACCUGGCAGGCUCAGUCUUCCUUCCAAGGACUCACAACCUCCUCUGCCUGGUCACUGCCUUCCUGUGUCAUUUUUUCUACCUGUGCACCUUUUUCUGGAUGCUGGCGCAGGCCCUUCUGUUGGCUCACCAGCUGCUUUUUGUCUUCCAUCAGCUGUCCAAGCACCUCAUUCUCGCCCUGAUGGUGAUCCUGGGCUACCUGUGCCCCCUGGGGCUUGCCGGUGCCGCUCUGGGCCUCUACCUGCCUCGAGGGCAAUACCUGAGAGAAGGGCAGUGCUGGCUGGCUGGGAAGGGAGGGGCAGUCUAUACCUUCGUGGGGCCGGUGCUGGCCAUCGUGGGCGUGAACGGGCUGGUACUCGCCAUGACUGUGCUGAAGUUGCAGAGACCUUCGCUGUCAGAAGGGCCCUCGGUGGAGAAGCGCCAGGCUCUUCUGGGGGUGCUCAAGGCCCUGUUCAUCCUCACACCCAUCUUUGGCAUCACCUGGGGGCUGGGCCUGGUGACUAUGUUGGAGGAGGCCUCCGCAGUCCCUCACUACAUCUUCGUCAUUCUCAACUCCUCCCAGGGAGUCUUCAUCUUAUUGUUUGGUUGCCUCACAGACAAGAAGGUGCAAGAGGCCUUACGCAAACGCUUCUGCCACACCCAACCCCCCAACUCCGACAUCUCCCUGAACACAAAUGAAACCUACAUCUCAGAACAGAGUAAAGGAGGAAGCCAAAAUGCCAGCUCUCUGUCCUCCCCGCCCUAAGGCAUCCAAGCAAGAAAGGCUUGAAAAACUCGCUAACCCACCCAGUGACCUCAUGGAUGAACCUGCCUUUCCUGCCAAACUCAUCACCAGAUAUCAAAGUUCCAGAAAAGUGCAACAAACAGCAGCGACUCCAAACAAUGAAAUUAAUGUGCUUCAAUCACAGCAAUGCGGGGUACA